Phoenix dactylifera (date palm) is the source of this 948-nucleotide messenger RNA. Its product is annotated as HMG-Y-related protein A-like. NCBI's taxonomy places the organism in Eukaryota, Viridiplantae, Streptophyta, Magnoliopsida, Arecales, Arecaceae. Gene Ontology annotation, cellular component: nucleosome; chromatin; nucleus. Gene Ontology annotation, biological process: chromosome condensation; nucleosome assembly; negative regulation of DNA recombination. Gene Ontology annotation, molecular function: nucleosomal DNA binding; double-stranded DNA binding. The record is from RefSeq and is a predicted model, not a curated record.
GCCCUCCUUUUUUUUAUUACCUCCUUUCCUCCUUCCUCUCCCCCGCCCCCCCCUCCGCGUCGGUCCGUCCCGAACCUCCCUUUUUUAAGUCCCACCCUUGCAAAAUAAACCUCAAGAAAACAGGUUGCUCCCCACCCACUCCCACUCUGUCCAUGGCCACUGAAGAAGUUUCCAAGCCCCCCAAUCUCCCUUCUUAUCCUGAGAUGAUACUGGCGGCGAUCACGGCGUUGGACGAGAAGAAUGGGUCGAACAAGUCGGCAAUAUCCAAGUACAUCGAGUCGUCUUAUGGCGAGCUGCCGCAGUCGCACUCGUCGCUGCUGACGGCCCACCUGGCCCGGAUGAAGGAGAGCGGGGAGCUUCUCUUGGUCAAGAACAAUUACGUGAAGCCCGGCCCGGACGCUCCCCCAAAGCGCGGCCGCGGCCGGCCCCCCAAGCCCAAGCCCGUCCUUCCCCCGGGCACCGUCCUCCCCCCUCCCCGCCCUCGCGGCCGCCCCCCCAAGCCCAAGGACCCCCUCGCCGCUGCCGUCGCCAAGGCCAACAAAGGCCUCCCCAGGGCCCGCGGCCGGCCCCCAAAAAAGGCCCGGCCUGCCGUUUCCGCCGCCGCCGCCGCUCCGGCUGCCGAGGGAGCUCCGGCGAAGAGGGGCCGAGGCCGGCCUCCGAAGGUGAAGCCCGUCGUAGCCAGCGACGGGGCUUGACUUGAAUGAAGCAGAGCAGUGCUAGGGGAUGCUCUAAACCUAAUUGUUGUUGCUGCUGUUUCUUUUCUUUUUCUUUUGCUUCUUUGGUCUCUAAUUGCUGCUGUGGGGUUUCUUAGGGUGGGUGGAUGGAUGGAUGGAUGGAUGGACUCUGUUGUUGUGCUUGGAAUUUGUAUGUACGCUAUGCUAGCUGUACUAGUUUACUGUGUUAGUGAAAAUGACUGACUGAAUUGAUGGUGGUGCUCUUAUUUUCUAA